This is a messenger RNA of Ailuropoda melanoleuca (giant panda), 1145 nucleotides long. It is a transcript of the gene LIN37, whose product is annotated as lin-37 DREAM MuvB core complex component. Gene Ontology annotation, cellular component: Myb complex; transcription repressor complex. Gene Ontology annotation, biological process: negative regulation of transcription by RNA polymerase II. The transcript is spliced from 9 exons. Bases 80 to 1090 code for a protein of 336 amino acids. Lineage: Eukaryota; Metazoa; Chordata; Mammalia; Carnivora; Ursidae. The record is from RefSeq and is a predicted model, not a curated record.
CCCAGGAAGAGCUCCGGGAUGUCGUUGAUUUGUUUCCGGAAACGGGGCCUCGAAAGGUGGGACUUAGACCUGGGAGCCGAUGGCGGCAGCUGUCAAUUGGUCAGCGACGAGAUCGACGGUUGCACUGACAAAUGGAAAUAGGCAAUUGACAAAAGGGCCCGCCCACAGAAGGGAAAGUAGUGGAGGUGGCGGCUGCAGUGGCGGUCGCCGCCGGACACUGCUCAGAGCGGAGGACUCGCUGCGCACAAAGCUUAUCUUGACCUCUUCCCGUCUGCCUUCAGCCUUGAUUUGUGACCCUGGGCUCUUCUGGGCUCCUCCGACCCAGCUAGCCACACCUCAGACCCAAACCAUGUUCCCGGUGAAGGUGAAAGUGGAGAAAUCAGAGUUGGAGAUGGCCAAGGCCCGGAACCAACUUGAUGCUGUUUUGCAAUGUCUGCUGGAGAAGAGCCACAUGGACAGGGAGCGUCUGGAGGAGGAAGCUGGGAAAACCCCCUCGGACACCCACAACAAGGAUUGUUCUGUUGCAGCCACUGGCAAACGGCCAUCCGCCCGCUUCCCCCACCAGCGAAGGAAGAAGAGGAGGGAGAUGGAUGACGGGCUGGCUGAGGGAGGGCCACAGCGAUCCAACACGUAUGUGAUCAAGCUGUUUGACCGGAGUGUGGACUUGGCUCAGUUCAGUGAGAACACGCCCCUGUACCCAAUCUGCCGAGCCUGGAUGCGCAACAGCCCCUCCGUGCGCGAGCGUGAACGCUCACCCAGCUCACCACUGCCCCCGCUGCCUGAGGAUGAGGAGAGUUCAGAGGUCACCAACAGCAAGAGUCGUGAUGUGUACAAGCUGCCUCCACCCACAGCCCCUGGGCCACCUGGAGAUGCUUGCAGAUCCCGAAUUCCAUCCCCCCUGCAGCCUGAGACCCAGGGUACCCCUGAUGAUGAGCCCUCCGAGCCUGAGCCCUCACCAUCCACACUCAUCUACCGCAACAUGCAGCGCUGGAAACGCAUCCGUCAGAGGUGGAAGGAGGCGUCUCAUCGGAAUCAGCUUCGGUACUCAGAAAGCAUGAAGAUCCUACGGGAGAUGUAUGAGCGACAGUGAUGUUCCCCUGCCCCCCACGUCCCCCCAAUAAACAUUCCCCUCCUUCACACCUUCA